AGCUCUGCUUGCCAGUCCCUGACGCGAUGAGGUAAUACGCAGCCGUGACGCGUCCAUUCUUCUCGGCGCUGCUGUCACUUAUCCUGGUAGUGACUGAGACGCUUCACCUACUGUAGUUCAUUGAGGAAACGUACGGUACACGCCAUCAAGAUGUCGACCCCAGACGCGAUGGCACCUGACGAAGCAGAAGCGUCCAACAGAUUCUCCUUCAUGGCUGCUGUCAGCAAGACCCCGAAGAAGCAGAUUCAGUUUGCGGAUGACAUGCAGGAGUUUACCAAGUUUCCAACAAAGACUGGACGCAGGUCUCUGUCGCGCUCAAUCUCUCAGUCGUCCACUGACAGCUAUAGUUCUGUUGCCUCCUACACAGACAGUUCAGAUGAUGAGAUGUCUCCUCGUGACAAGCAACAAACCACCUCAAAAGGCAGCAGUGACUUCUGUGUCAAGAACAUUAAGCAGGCUGAGUUUGGACGGAGAGAGAUUGAGAUUGCCGAACAAGAAAUGACAGCUCUCAUCUCUCUGAGAAAAAGGGCACAGGGGGAGAAACCACUAGCCGGAGCCAAGAUAGUUGGAUGCACGCACAUCACAGCACAGACCGGGGUUCUUAUUGAGACUUUGUGUGCACUGGGGGCCCAGUGUCGCUGGUCUGCUUGUAAUAUCUACUCGAGUCAAAAUGCAGUUGCUGCCGCUUUGGCAGAGUCCGGUGUUGCCGUUUUCGCAUGGAAAGGAGAAUCAGAAGAUGAUUUUUGGUGGUGUAUUGAUCGCUCUGUGAAUGGUGACAGUUGGCAGCCAAACAUGAUUCUGGAUGAUGGAGGAGAUUUGACUCAUUGGGUCUACAAGAAAUACCCAAAUGUUUAUAAAAAGAUCCGUGGUAUUGUGGAGGAGAGCGUGACUGGGGUGCAUCGCCUGUAUCAGUUGUCCAAGGCUGGUAAGCUUUGUGUUCCUGCCAUGAACGUGAAUGACUCUGUCACCAAACAGAAAUUUGACAAUCUAUACUGCUGUCGUGAAUCAAUACUGGAUGGACUGAAAAGAAGCACAGAUGUUAUGUUUGGUGGAAAGCAGAUUGUUGUGUGUGGAUAUGGAGAGGUUGGAAAAGGAUGUUGUGCGGCUCUAAAGGCUCUAGGUGCCAUUGUGCACGUCACAGAGAUUGACCCGAUCUGUGCUUUACAAGCAUGCAUGGAAGGGUUUCGUGUGGUGAAACUGAAUGAAGUUAUAAGACAAGUGGAUGUGGUCAUCACUUGUACAGGUAACAAAAAUGUGGUUAUGAGGGAGCAUCUUGACCGUAUGAAGAACGGUUGCAUUGUAUGUAACAUGGGACACUCUAAUACGGAGAUCGAUGUUACCAGCUUACGCACUCCAGAGCUCACAUGGGAACGUAUCAGAUCUCAAGUAGAUCAUGUCAUCUGGCCAGAUGGAAAGAGGAUAGUUCUGCUGGCUGAGGGCCGUCUGCUCAAUCUGAGUUGCUCAACCAUUCCAACAUUUGUACUUUCAAUAACUGCAACUACAGAGGCAUUAGCAUUAAUUGAACUGUACAACGCCCCUGAAGGCAGAUACAAGCAGGAUGUGUACCUGCUACCUAAGAAAAUGGAUGAGUAUGUCGCCAGCUUGCAUCUGCCUUCCUUUGAUGCCCAUUUAACUGAGUUAACUGAUGACCAAGCCAAAUAUCUUGGACUCAACAAGAAUGGACCAUUUAAACCGAACUACUACAGAUACUAAUACUUGAAAUUGGACAACUUGCCUGUGAAAUCCCAAGACAGCUUUAGAAGAAAACCACCAGCCCCAUUUGUCUGUGUGUUCCUAUAUUUCUAUCUUGUUAGUUUCCUGGAUACAUGUUUCCACUUCCAUACAGUAUAUGGGAAGAAACAUGAUUAAUUCACAAUGCAGAACUCCAGGAGUGUAAUCCUGAUAUUCCAAUGACAGUAUUUAAGCUUAAAGGGGACGUAUCACCUGAAUCUUACAAUAUAUUAAACCGGUAAAACACAGUUGUUAUUUAAAAAAAAAUCUGCAGAAUUAUGGUAGACUCCACUAUGCAUGCAGCUGCCUGCUCCUAUCACAUUAAAUAUAGUUGUUUCACUGUCAGAUCACACCACUUUAUAUACUUCCCUGGUGCCUAGUCUUCAUUAGUUUGCCAGACACCUUGAAAGUGGAAAAUUAGGGUUUAUAAAGGAACCAUUGUCGAAAUUGAAAUCACCAAAAACAGUCCGAGAAUGUUUUCCUUUUACUUUUGUUACUUUGCCUCGAAAAGGUCAGUUCUCUUAAAAAUAUAAUAAUCUUUUCAUGAUUCUGAACAAAAUAUAAUUAGUGUAUAAUUAUAAAGUAUAAUAGUGUUCCCUGAGGCUGCUUUGGUGGUAUGUAUUUCCGGCCUGCAUAUG
Molecule: messenger RNA, 2369 nt
Organism: Bufo bufo (common toad)
Lineage: Eukaryota; Metazoa; Chordata; Amphibia; Anura; Bufonidae
Gene: AHCYL1
Product: adenosylhomocysteinase like 1
Exons: 17
Coding region: 151-1713 (520 amino acids)
Biological process (GO): L-methionine cycle
Cellular component (GO): cytosol
Source: RefSeq, a predicted model, not a curated record